This is a messenger RNA of Neoarius graeffei (lesser salmon catfish), 4329 nucleotides long. Its product is annotated as scavenger receptor cysteine-rich type 1 protein M130-like. NCBI's taxonomy places the organism in Eukaryota, Metazoa, Chordata, Actinopteri, Siluriformes, Ariidae. Gene Ontology annotation, cellular component: membrane. Bases 1 to 4329 code for a protein of 1442 amino acids. The record is from RefSeq and is a predicted model, not a curated record. The transcript has 23 exons.
AUGUCUCCAGGUCAAAGUGUUGGUCCUCCACCAGUUCCACCCACCGCCGUACCAGGCAGUGUGAGGCUGGUGAAUGGUGGAAGUCGCUGUGCUGGGAGAGUGGAGGUUCUUCAGGAUGGUCAGUGGGGAACAGUGUGUGGUCGUGGCUGGGAUAUGAGAGAAGCUGCAGUGGUGUGUAGAGAGCUGGGCUGUGGGGAGCCUGUAAAUGCACCACAAUAUGGUGAAUUUGGAGCGGGAUCAGGAACAAUCUGGAUGGUUUAUGUGUGGUGUAGAGGAUCAGAGUCGACACUGAAGAACUGUAGAUCAGAUGGGAGGGGGGAUUACUGUGGUCACGGUCGUGAUGCUGGAGUCACCUGUUCAGACGGUGUGAGGUUGGUGAAUGGUGGAAGUCGCUGUGCUGGGAGAGUGGAGGUUCUUCAGGAUGGUCAGUGGGGAACAGUGUGUGGUGAUGACUGGGAUCUGGACGAUGCUGCAGUGGUGUGUGGAGAGCUGGGCUGUGGGGGGCCUGUAAAUGCAACACAAAAUAGUGACUUUGGAGCGGGAUCAGGACCAAUCUGGCUGGUUGGUGUGCAGUGUAGAGGAUCAGAGUCGACACUGAAGAACUGUAGAUCAGAUGGGAGGGGGGAUUACUGUGGUCACGGUCGGGAUGCUGGAGUCACCUGUUCAGGCAGUGUGAGGUUGGUGAAUGGUGGAAGUCGCUGUGCUGGGAGAGUGGAGGUUCUUCAUGAUGGUCAGUGGGGAACAGUGUGUAAUGAUUACUGGGAUACGAGAGAAGCUGCGGUGGUGUGUAGACAGCUGCGCUGUGGGGAGCCUGUAAAUUUUCGGUAUAAGGCUCACUUUGGACGAGGAUCCGGACCAAUCUGGAUGGAUGAUGUGAACUGUAGAGGAUCAGAGUUGACACUGAAGAACUGUACAUCAGCAGGGUUGAGGAAAAAUGACUGUAAUCAUGGUGCAGAUGCUGGAGUCACCUGCUCAGGAAAUGAUCCUGAGAACGAGGAUGAUGCUGUUCCAGCUGAUCAGAGUACAGUUAUAGUGACAGACGGUGUGAGGUUGGUGAAUGGUGAAAGUCGCUGUGCUGGGAGAGUGGAGGUUCUUCAGGAUGGUCAGUGGGGAACAGUGUGUAGUCUUGCCUGGGAUUGGAAAGAUGCUGCAGUGGUGUGUAGAGAGCUGAGCUGUGGGGAGCCUGUAGAUCUGCGGUUUUGGACUGGGUUUGGGCGAGGAUCCGGACCAAUCUGGAUACACGAUUUGUACUGCAGAGGAUCAGAGUCAACACUGAACAACUGUAGCUCACAAGGGGGACACGUCUGUAAUCAGAAUACUAAUGCUGGAGUCAUCUGUUCAGGUCACAUAAGGCCGAGACUCUCUGCUGGUCCUCACCGGUGCUCUGGGAGAGUGGAGGUGUUUCUUGGACGUUCCUGGUCCACAGUGUGUGAUGCUGACUUUGACCAGCAGGAUGCAGAAGUUGUGUGCAGAGAGCUGGGCUGUGGGAUUCCUGUGGAGGUGCUGGGAUCAGCUGCUUUUGGCCGAGGGGAGGGUCAGGUGUGGACAGAGGAGCUUCAGUGUAGAGGAAACGAAUCUGAGAUUUACUUCUGUCCAACAUCAUCUUCAUUCAAACACUCAACCUGCUCCCAUGACAACAAUGUGGGAUUAAAAUGUUCUGCUCACACAGGGGCGCGGCUGGUGAACGGACCGGACUCCUGUUCCGGUCGAGUGGAGCUCCAGUACCUCAGUGAGUGGGGCACAGUUUGUGCUGUAAGCUGGGAUAUGAGAGCUGCAGAUGUUCUCUGUGCACAGCUGGACUGUGGGAGUGCUGUGGUGGAGGUUGACUGGUUUGGGAAUGGGAGUGGCCGCAUCUGGGCUGAUGUGUUUGAUUGUCAGGGGAAUGAGACACACCUCUCACAAUGUGGCAUCUCAUCAUGGAGUCGAGCUGCAUGCUCUCAUCAACACGAUGCUGGAGUCAUCUGUAAUGGAUCAUCCGUGGCGUUUCAUGAGGGGCGAGUGCGGUUGUCUGGAGGGAGCGAGUGUCAGGGGGAGGUGGAGAUUUAUUUCAGGCAGGACUGGAGGAGAGUUCUCCAGGACUUGUGGAGUCUGUCUGAGGCGUCUGUGCUCUGCAGACAGCUGGGCUGUGGCUCUGUGCUGAACUACCGCUCCUCUCCAUCCACCACUGAACACAAACACAUGUGUGUAACGGGCUUCAGCUGCUCUGGGACUGAAGCUCAUCUGGGGAACUGCAGCAGAGCACUAAAUGUCAGCUGCAGCUCCGGGGAACAGCUGUACAUCACCUGCUCAGGUAAGUUUAACUCAGACCCCAGGUCCAUCAGGCUGGUUGGUUCUGGUGGAGACUGUGCAGGAAGGCUGGAGGUUUUCCACAGCGGCUCGUGGGGGACAGUGUGUGAUGACUCAUGGGAUAUUGAGGAUGCGCAGGUGGUGUGCAGACAGCUGCAGUGUGGAGAGGCCCUCAGUACCCACAUACCAGCCUGGUUUGGUCCUGGAACUGGGUCCAUAUGGCUGAAUGAGGUGGAGUGUGAGGGGAACGAGACGUCCCUGUGGAACUGCAGAUUUCAGCGGUGUGAAGAGGGUGAAUGUGGACACCAGGAGGACGUAGGAGUCGUGUGCUCAGAGUUUAAAGAGAUCCGACUUACGGAGGGCUGUGAGGGGAAUCUGGAAGUGUUCUACAAUGGAACCUGGGGUAGUGUGUGUCACAAUCAGAUGGAUGAUGAGACAGGAAACAUGGUGUGUCGAGAGCUGAACUGUGGAAGACGUGGCAGUCUGUCAAACACUGCAGCGAGAGUAAAAUCUGCUCCGAACUGGCUGGAUUAUCUGAAGUGUAGGAAACACGACUCUAAUCUGUGGCAGUGUCCAUCUUCACCCUGGGGACAGAACCGCUGUGAUAAUGGUGAUGAGGUGGUUCAUAUUACCUGUACAGGUGGGUGGAUUCAGACUUUUCUGCUUCUGUCCAUUGCCAUAAACUGCAGUUGCUCUUCAUUUCCCUCUCAGAAACAUUGCUCAAAGCGCUGGUCUCUCAGGCUGAGGGAAGUUAAGGGAAGCUGCUCUGGGAGGUUGGAGGUGUAUCAUAACGCUACGUGGGGCUCCGUUUGUGAUGAUCAGUGGAACAUCAGGAACGCUCAGGUGGUGUGCAGACAGCUGGGCUGUGGGUCGGCGCUGAGAGCUGAGAGGAAUGUUACUGGUUCUGGUGAAGGGACAAUCUGGCUGAACAGAGUGAAGUGUCGAGGGGAUGAGAUUCACCUGUGGGACUGUCAUCAUUCCCUGAAGAACCACACUGACUGCUCUCAUGCUGGAGUCACCUGUGCAGACAUAUCCACUGUGUCCAUGACAAUACCCAUCACCAGCACCACCACCACAUCAGGUCUGUAUAUUUGUUCCAGUACAAUAAUUGCUACUGUUCAAGCCACUCAAACUCCUCCAUCAGCUGGAGCUCCAUCCAGCCCUCCACUGGUUCUCUUUGUGUUGGGAACGCUGCUCUUCCUGGCCUUAGUGCUUCUGCUGCUCCUGUUUUACCAGAACAGAGCGCUCAGGAGAGAUGUCUCUAAGACGAGGCAUAAGACUCAGCCUGAGGCAGUCUAUGAGGAGAUCAACCACAGAUCCAUCACUAGAAGAAGUAGGAGCUCCACUCAAAGAGGAAGUCUCCUCUCUGAAGAACAGCAUUCUGGGUAUGAGCAUGUGGAUGAUGAGCUUCUCUCAGUCAAGUCUGGGAUUGGAGAAAAGGCGGAGUAUUAUGAUGAUGUCAUCAACACCAGUGACUUCAUAAGUGAUACAGGAAGAGUCGAGCCACCAGAGGACUACGAUGAUGCCGUCACUGCUGGACCAAUCCCUGAUAACGUGGAGGAGGAUGAAGCGGAGAAUUAUGAUGACACCAUUCCAGCUGAUCAGAAGUCAGUUAUACUGACAGAGGACGUGUCCGAGAACUAUGAUGAUGCAGUUACCAUGGAAACAAACCCAAUCAUCAUCACAGGAGACGGUCCAGAAGAUUAUGAUGAUGUCAUCACUGAGGAACAGGAUGGAGGAGAGACAGAAAUCACACAGCUCAGAGCCGGGAGGAGGAGCUCUGUUCAUCAGUCACACACUUCAGAGCCGGGAGGAGGAGCUCUGUUCAUCAGUCACACACCUCAGAGCCGGGAGGAGGAGCUCUGUUCAUCAGUCAAACACCUCAGAGUCGGGAGGAGGAGCUCUGUUCAUCAGUCCCACACCUCAGAGCCAGGAGGAGGAGCUCUGUUCAUCAGUCACACACCUCAGAGCCGGGAGGAGGAGCUCUGUUCAUCAGUCACACAGCUCAGAGCUGGGAGGAGGAGCUCUGUUCAUCAGCACUGA